Helianthus annuus (common sunflower) is the source of this 405-nucleotide messenger RNA. RefSeq lists its product as uncharacterized. The record is from RefSeq and is a predicted model, not a curated record. The transcript has a single exon. Lineage: Eukaryota; Viridiplantae; Streptophyta; Magnoliopsida; Asterales; Asteraceae. Bases 1 to 405 code for a protein of 134 amino acids.
AUGGCCAAAGUUAUUGGGUGUAAACCGGACUAUAUCCCGCUUACGUACCUGGGGAUCACGGUGGGGUCUAAUAUGAACAGAAUUAAGAAUUGGACUCCUAUUAUUGAGAUUUUUGAUAAAAGACUGUCGGUUUGUAAAGCUAAAACUCUUUCGAUAGGGGGCAGGCUUACGCUAAUCAAAUCGGUGUUGGAAAUCCUGCCUAUUUAUUAUUUCUCGCUUUAUAAGGCUCCGGCUGGGGUUAUCAAGUCUCUCGAAUCCAAAAUGAAAAAAAUUCUAUGGGCCGGUUCUGGUAGCAUCUUGAAAAUGAACUGGGUGGCGUGGGAAGGGGUUACCUGGCCCAAGUCAAAAGGUGGUUUGGGAAUCAACAGGCUUAAGGAGGACAAUGAAGCCCUUCUUGUUAAAUGA